Aedes albopictus (Asian tiger mosquito) is the source of this 4472-nucleotide messenger RNA. It is a transcript of the gene Rhp, whose product is annotated as rhophilin-2. Gene Ontology annotation, molecular function: protein binding. The transcript is spliced from 10 exons. NCBI's taxonomy places the organism in Eukaryota, Metazoa, Arthropoda, Insecta, Diptera, Culicidae. The record is from RefSeq and is a predicted model, not a curated record. Bases 1318 to 3690 code for a protein of 790 amino acids. Gene Ontology annotation, biological process: signal transduction; negative regulation of stress fiber assembly.
ACGAACGAAUCAGUACCGAUUUGUAUUUUGACGCGUUCGCUUUGUCCGACGGCAGGAGCAGCGUGUUUUUGUGUGGAAUUCGCUUCGCGCGCGCCUACUUCGGUGACGACGACUCGGUAGAGAUAAGAAGCUGUGGCGAAUACUGAAGAGUGCGGUGUACCGUUCAAUCAACGCCAACUUUGAUUUGAGGUGAAUGUCUCGAUUGUGUGACAGUGGCGACGGAUUCUGUUCGAUUGUUUCGCCGCCUUUUGAUUGAGAGGUGGAACUCAGUGUUCGAUCAACGAACGGCAGUUUGAAGGUGUGUGCGGUCGCGAUCGAAUUUGAAUGCGAGCUGAGGAAACAAUAGAGCCAGGGUGGGUGCGGGACCGCGAGUGAUUCAUGAGUCAGAAUUUCGCGCUGUUUGAAUGGGACUGGCGGCGCGGAAAGGGAGGAGUUUGGUCGUUCGUUCGUAUCAUACGCUGCUCGUGUGGUUCCUUUCUGUUGUUUUGUGUGUGAUUGAAGUUUCGUGUGGAGUUUUUCGACGGGCGAUGAUCGCCGCAUUAUAAUAGACAACAAUUACGCCCACACGGAAUAGUUCUUGAAGCUGGUUUUCGUUAACGGUUGGAGUCAAGCCACCAUUAUUGGGACGUAUAGAACGCGAAGGUGUUCGAAAAGGGAGGAUACGAUUCGGGAAGGAAACGACCCAAGGCGAAUACAUACAGCCGGAGGAAAGAAGUGACGAACGAAAUUUGAGUGAUUUUUCGUUUCGGUUGUGGGGUGUCAUUCAUUCAGUAACCGCGCCAAGAAGGGUCGAUUGUUUAUUGCCUGUCGGUCGGAUGGAAUUCCCGCAAUCCAAGAAGGCAUAAAGUGAGAGAGAAGCAAAAGAAGAAAGGAAAUUUUACCUCCUAAUCGCAGUAGUCGAAGGUCAGGCGAGGGAAGUGCAAAGUUCCGAACCCCGAAGGAACCAGCUGUGCAAAGCGGAAAACCGAGUGCAAGGCCUACUAAGGUCGCCGAAGAGGAAGAAUAAGAAGAAGUGCAAAAGUGUGUAAGGUGCGACACAGAAAUCGAUGGAAUGUGAUUGUGGUGGCAAGUGAUUCUCUUCGGUACGAGCGGCGAAAGAAAGAAGCACCGACAGAAGAAGAUUAAGUGCGGGGGAGAACCGAGGCCACGUGCGUCCAGUUUAUUAUGCUAAUGGAAGCGUGAGACGCGCAAAUUCGAGGUCGUUUGGUGUGGAACGAAAAUAACUUGCCGAAGGAAGGCAGGAAAGAUAAGCCGCCGCUUAUCGAGUUUCGAUUGACGACGAUUCCAGGAAGGGACAAGCAGCCAAGCGUCACAACAAUGGACGCCAAGGAGAAAACCAAGGAUCCGCAGCCGUCGUUCAGCUUCAUUAGGGGUUCCGACCCGAGGGCUGCGACCUGCCGGGGCAAACUGCAGAGUCGCCGGUGUAAGCUGAACCAGGAAAUCAACAAGGAGCUCCGGUUGCGAGCCGGAGCCGAGAACCUGUUCAAAGCCACCACCAACAAGAAGCUGAAGGACACGGUGGCACUGGAGCUGAGCUUCGUGAACUCCAAUCUGCAGCUGCUGAAGGAACAGUUAUCGGAGCUGAACUCGUCGAUGGAGAUCUACCAGAGCGAGGGAAUGGACUACGUGAUUCCGAUGAUCCCGCUGGGGUUGAAGGAAACCAAAGAGGUCAGCUUUAUGGAGCCCUUCUCGGACUUUAUCCUGGAGCACUACAGCGAGGAUUCGUCCGUGUACGAGGAUGCCAUCGCUGACAUUACCGAUACGAGACAGGCCGCCAAAACCCCCACCAGAGAUGUCCAGGGCGUGGCACUAUUGUUCCGCUACUACAACCUGUUGUACUACGUUGAGAGACGAUUUUUUCCGCCCGAUCGAAGUCUGGGGGUUUACUUCGAGUGGUACGACUCGCUGACCGGCGUCCCAUCCUGUCAGCGAACGGUCGCAUUCGAAAAAGCCUGCAUCCUGUUCAACCUGGCCGCCAUCUACACCCAGAUCGGGGCCAAGCAAGACCGCUCCUCGGAGAAGGGCCUCGACUCGGCCGUCGACAACUUUCUGCGGGCGGCCGGCGUGUUCAAGCACAUCUACGACACCUUCACCAACGCGCCAUCGAUGGAUUUAAAACCUCAAGUCCUAGAAGUGCUGGUAGCACUAAUGUUGGCGCAGGCACGUGAAUGCCUGUACGAGAAACUUUUACUACAGCUAGAAGAAAUGACCAAUUCCGAUUGCGGUUCGCUACAACGCAAUCUCUCCGGGGAAGCAACCCAGCUGACGAUGGAAUAUCGGGAGAUUCACCGGAUAAUCCAGAGCAACGAGGCGCACACCUUCCUGCCGGAGUCCUGGGCGGGGCUGGUUCCCCUGAAAUCCGAACAUUACAAAGCCCUCGCCCACUACCACACGGCCAAAUCGAUCGACCCCGCUCUGCAAACGUUCAAAACGAGCACCCCGUCCAAAUCGGCCAAACAAAAGGUCCUCGGUGGCAGUGCACUGAACCUGGGCAGUCAAACCUUCUCCCAGUCGCUCGAUACGUUCAUCUUCGACGAGACGUCCCUCGAGGGCGACCUCAAUCCGGCCAUGCUGAAGAAGGCUCACCUCCGCGAGUCCCUCUCUAGUCACGAGGAAGCCCAACGGUUGCAGCGCAUGUGCCGCGAGCUCAAGAACAAGAUCGCCCUCACCAAGGUGCUCAACUACGCCGUGGAAAAGACUGCCGAAGAGCUGGAGAUGCUGGACCUGGAGCUGGACGGUGCCGGCUACCUGGACGAGGACAUCGACAUGAUCGACGUGACGUUGAACACUACCUCCAAGUUCACGAUCUCCCUGACAGGGCCGGAUUUUACGGCGUACAAGAUCGAGGAUCCCUUCCGGAAGCUGGGACCGAUCGCGAUUUUUUCGGCGAGGCGCCACUGGACCGCUCCGCGCUGUAUCCGCCUGCAGAAGGGAAACUCGAUGAUGAUGACCGGCGGGGGAACGCUGGAUCGGCGUCGGUACAACAGCGCCCAGAACGGAGGAAGCACCGGGAGCAGUACCGGGGCCAGCAGUAUCGACGGAAGCAGCGAUGGUGGAGUUGGUCGGGGCAAGUGCCAGUGCAACAAGACCAACUACUACAACGACGUGAGGGCGUGUGACGUGUGCUUCAAGGACGUUUGCAACAUCUCCGAGGGGGACUUCCGGGCGAGGAACAAGCUGACGCAGAUGCCGUCCAGUGAUGGAAGCAACAGCAGCAGUAGUGGUGGCAGUAGCAACGUCGAUAGCUUCGAGAGCUUCGGGUUCCACGUGCGGGGCGAUGCGCCGGUCAUGAUUUCAACCGUGGACAUCAACUCGCUGGCGGAUCUCGGUGGCAUCAAGGAGGGAGAUUUCAUCGUGGAACUGUGCGGAAUCGACGUCAAGUGGUACACCAACCAGCAGGUGCUGAAGCUGAUCAAGAACUGCUCCAACAGUUUGGACCUCAAGGUCAUCACUCCGAUGGAUCGUAACUAUCUUAAGCCAAUGGCCUCCACCCUGUCGAAGGGAUCGAUUUCAACGCUGUCCGGCAGCUCGUCCGGGGUGUCCUCGGGAGCACCCAGCCCAACCGGCACCACCACCAAGAGUGGCGGCAGCAAACCGCGCUCCAAACUGGGCAAGAACCGGCUCAGCAGUUUCACCUCCGGCAGCUGGAACCCAUUCCGCCGGACACAAAGUCUCGGGAAGAUUUUCUAGGAAUUCCAGCAGCAGCGCGGGCAUUAUCUACCCUAUAAGAAAGUCGGUUUUGUUAAAUCGUGUACAGAAAAAUGGAAGACUACUUCUGCAGUUCUAAUGUUGUUUUAAAUCAAUUUUGGGAAUAUAUUAAGUAAGCGAACCUAGCGGUUAAGUCGAUGAUUCUAUCUUAGAAUUUGUAAAAACAUGGAUGCCAUCACACAAAUCACAUAUGUAGACAACAAACACAUUCAUCUACCUCUUCUGGUCACCCGCUCUCCGAGAAUGGGAUCAGCCGGAUGCGAGUAGUCGAAUGGGAAAGCCUCUAAUUUAUGAACCCUAUAAUGUGUAUUCCCCUAACAAACAAAAGUCUAGUGCAAGAUUCUUUUAACAAAAACUCCUUCGAAGCGGAAACGUUCACUUUCCAAGGAAUAUUUAUUGUUUUAAUCGAAAUGUUAGUUUACGGCCCCCUCUAAAGUACUCUAAUUUUAGUUUGAGAUGUCCCAAGAAAUUGGUAGAAAACCCCGGAUCAGAGACUUUGAAAUGUAAGGAUUUAGUCGACAUUGUAAAUUUGACGGAUAUUGGUUUAAGUUAAAUCGUUAAGAAUGAAGCAAAGCAGCAGCAGGACUAUACAAAUAAAGGAUGGUUUACUAACACACUUGUUUCGAGUUACAUACAUUACAGCGAGUCUACUAUAAAGAACCUUUUUUCGAGAGAAAAGACAUAUUCCAAAAACUGUACUAAUCCAUAUACAAUCAAUCGAUGAGAAAUCAUGCAACAAUAAAACGUAGUGAAUCAGAUAUUAA